Mesitornis unicolor (brown roatelo) is the source of this 1185-nucleotide messenger RNA. RefSeq names its product transmembrane protein 74-like. NCBI's taxonomy places the organism in Eukaryota, Metazoa, Chordata, Aves, Mesitornithiformes, Mesitornithidae. The record is from RefSeq and is a predicted model, not a curated record.
AUGGCUUGCAUGGAGCUUCUCUACCUGGCCGAGGAGAGCAGGCAGGCACCACUGGGCACUGCUGCAGGCUGGAGCCUGUCAUCCCCUCCCUAUGAGCAGCAGCAGCAGCAUGAAGGGGGCAAGGUAGACUCCAGAGCAGCUGCUACCGUGGCAGCCCUGUGCUGUGAAAGGCACUGCAGGCCCUUGCAGAGAGGCCCUGUGGCUCAGCCCUCCCUGGCACCCCAGCCCUCCCCCCAGGACACCUCACCCCAAGAGCACCCUGGCCCUACCAGCAACUCCCAGCCCUACCACCCACUCGAGCGCUUGCCUGAGGAGGAGGAGGGAGGGCAGAAGAAAGCCUGCUGCUGUGCCCAGGAGCUUGAGACGUCAUUCACCUGUGUGGAUGAAAAUGUGAACCUGGAGCAUGGAAGAAGACCCCCCAGUCCUACAGGCAGCCACUGCCAGGAUGCCCCUGUCAGGGAGCUGCCGCCCCAGUGGGUGCACGAUUCUCCUUCCUUGGUCUCUGAGGAGGAUGAUGCUGCCUCAGAGGUAGCAAACGGGAAAUCUGUGGACUAUGGGUUCAUUAGUGCCAUUUUGUUCCUGGUUAGUGGCAUUUUGCUGGUGAUCAUUUCCUACGUGGUACCCAGAGAUGUGACUGUGGAUCCCAACACUGUGGCUGCCCGGGAGAUGGAGAGGCUGGAGAAUGAGAGCGCCAGGAUCGGGGCUCACUUGGACCGCUGUGUGAUCGCCGGGCUGUGUCUCCUAACCCUGGGGGGAGUGGUGCUCUCCAGCCUGCUGAUGAUGUCUAUGUGGAAAGGAGAGCUGUACCGGAGGAGCAGGUUUGCGUCUUCCAAGGAGUCUGCAAAGCUCUAUGGGUCUUUCAAUUUCAGAAUGAAGUCUGGUGCAAACGAUAAUACGCUCGAGCUGUCGUUAGUGGAGGAAGAUGUGCUUGCCAUAAAUAAUUAGUGUGGUCAUGAUUUUUAAGGCAGCAUUUCUACAGCAAAAUAUGUUUCAUUAAAGAAAACAGAUGCAGCUAAAGAUAGCUGGUGAUGCAGUUUAUUUGUCUGACAAGAAUGGUUUUUUCUUAAGCUCUAUAAUCGAGUGUUUGCAGUAUAUGAGCACUUGUUGUAAAGGGAGAAUGUGCCAGAGAAAAUGCAACUGAUAUGAAAUAAUGAAAACCACUGAAUAAAAAGAGAUUUGUGAUAA